UUGUCCAACACUUAUUUUGCGUUCGUGUGGAAAGCGUUUCAUGAUCAUGUCAGGACCUUUAACGCCCUCGAAAUGUAGUCGCUAUGUUAAAGUAUUUUUCAGAGCAUUUGAGCAGACACGUAAACACCGCUGCCUCUCAAACAGCGGCCGCUCCGAUGCGUUUAUCAGGAGUUUUAUCGCUGAGAACACAGAGACAACCGGAGAGCAGAGUCUGACUCCUGAGGUCAGACUGAGGCUCUUCACCCCAAACUGCAGGUUCUGGCGAGAAAGACCAGAGCUCUGGCCUUUUGAUGACCCGUACUGGGCCAUAUACUGGCCUGGGGGACAGGCACUCUCAAGAUAUGUGUUGGACAACCCUGGAGUGUGUCUGGGUAAAACAGUCCUGGACCUGGGGAGCGGCUGCGGAGCCUCAGCCAUCGCUGCAAAACUAUGUGGUGCUGCUCAUGUCGUUGCUAAUGACAUUGACACUGUUGCAGCCGUUGCGACCCACAUGAACUGCGAGCUGAACGGCCUGGAGCCGCCCGUUUGUGUUACUGACAACAUGAUCGGUUCGGAGCCCGAGCACUUUGACCUGAUCCUCCUGGGUGACAUGUUCUACGACGAGGCCCUGGCCACCAGCCUUCACAGCUGGUUGGACCGCUGCAUCAAAACCCACGGCACCGAGGUCCUGAUCGGAGAUCCUGGGAGAGCCCAGUUUGAGGGACACGGCAUCCGACGGCUCCUGCAUCAGCUGGCUCAGUUUGAACUGCCUGAGUCCGUUAGAGAGGAAAACUAUGGUCUGACCUGCAGCAGUGUUUGGCGCUACCAUCCUGAACUCUGAGGACUGGAGAGGAUCUCCUGCAAUUCUUAAAUGAAGUUUUGGCUGUCUGACUCAGAGCCCUGAGAUAUAGCAGCGGUCUCAUCUGUAAGUGGGAGUAAAACCUCUGGGAGCGCAGUGUCCUCUGUAAAGAAAGCAAUGACGCAGAGACAAACAGCUCAUUGAGAAGUCAUCUUCAGAGAAACCACAGCUCUUAUAAACAAAAUCAGUAACAUUUUAUGAAAAUCAUUAUGCCUGUGUUCCCACUGUGGCUGUAAUAUAUAAUGUCAUUACUAUUUUAUGACUUUCCAAAACCAAAACUGUGAGUCAUUCAUGGUCUAUUGAUGUUGUUUUUCAGAAAAAAAAGUUGUUCUGGUUUAAGAACUCUUUAGACAGGCCAGUGCAUCUUCAGGCCGUCUGCAACACUUAACUUUAUAACAGUAUUCAUUUAACCGAGGUAUUAAAGAAACACUUUAAGAGUAAAGGAACGUAUGGAGGCAGUGCAGAAUCGAGUGUAAUUUUUGGAUUUACUGUACUUUAAACAAAAUACAGCAAACACGAGACUGGUUCAUGACCACAGGCACUGAAACAGAAUCCAAUAAGCAAUCCUCCUUAUAUUCCCUGGAGAGUCUCCACCUAUUGUGGAGCUUAAUCCUCAGGGUAAAAAAUUUUUUUCCAUUCAUUCAUGGAAAUUUUCCACCAUUAUGUCCAGGUUUUUAUGGACUGGCCAACUGUUAUAAAUUACCUCCUACUCUGGCAUUGAUCAAAUUGCCCCACCAUACUUGAUGAUGAUGUCAACCCUGGAUUUCUACUUUUAACCAGAAAUGGCUCUUUAGGCCUUUAUUUAGUAUUAACAAAUGGUCAUGGUCAUAAAUAUGGAUUUUGGCUCUGACAUACUGUAUAGGCUUCUGUUUGACUUUGCCAAUCUAGCUGGGGCCUCAUCUCUCCUAUUGGACCGCUGCAUAGGUCGCCACAUAUGCACAUCUUAUUGAUUAAACAGUUACAUAUGAAGUUAAGUACAAACAUGUUAUAUCGAUUAGUUAGCUACAUGAUCUCGUUGCUUCACACACUAGUGAUAACAUAUGAUACUCAUGCUCUUUUAUUGAUUAAUAAAAAUGUACCGCAACAGCUGGGGAUGGUUUGGAGAAAAGAAAAAACCACAGUCUAAUGUAAUAAAUGUAAAACAAUGGUGGGGCCAGUGUGAAGUGAACAAAGUCAUAUGUCAGCUAGAAAUGACCUUUGAGAACAAGAGUCAUCAAACAGCAUCUGGGGGAAAGUUUUGAUGAAAAUAUUUUUUGUCAUAAAUUAAUAAAUGAAUCCUUCUGUAGAGAUUUUUUUGGUUAAAUUGAAUUAAGUGGUCAAAUCAGUUCACAGCACAAAAUAAUAUUACCUGAAAACUGUUGGUGCACAUUCAUGAAAAUGAAGCAAGACAGAAGAGAGGAAGCAUUACUAUGCAAAUGUGCUCGUUGGCAGAUUUGGGGAGCAGCAGACGUGACCUGCUGAACAGACACGUGUGCCGACUGCAGGUCAAUAUUUGAGCUGAAUCUGGGAAAGUGUGAACAGGGUUUUACCAAAGGGGUGGAACCCUUCAGCAAACCCACCCAGGGCUUGUUGUAGUAUUUCAGGCUAUUAAAGUUAAAACUGUUCAAUGAUUUAUACUAGUGGAUAUUUAGGUGCUAAGGGUGAGUGGUCGUUUAAACAUCUGCCUCAGGGAAACUAUUUACAACCACUGAUAAAGAUCACCCUAUGGGCAUGUGUAGGGGGGCAGCCGGAGGUAACAGAGGUAGAUAAUUGGUAAUUUAUAUGUAUACAUUAACUGUCUUCCUUUGAGCGUGCUGAGCUUUAGGUGACAUUUAAGGUCGGAGUCAGAUGGGAAGGAGGAAGCCAGCAGAGCCAAUCAGAAGACGACAAAACGCCCGUGUACAUUUCUUUGUUUGUACUUGUAUAAAUACACUGGAUCAGGGAAAGUUAGGUUGUCAGACUGUGGACUGACCAACACUUGUUAUUGGUUAUGAAAAGGCACAUCUGAUCCAGAAUUCUGUAAUUGUUCAUUGCUUGCUGAAAAGAUUCACUAAACAAUUUGAACUAAAUUCUUUGGUGUGGACAUUCACUGGUCUUUUGAGUAUUUUGAACACUG
Seriola aureovittata is the source of this 2933-nucleotide messenger RNA. It is a transcript of the gene etfbkmt, whose product is annotated as electron transfer flavoprotein subunit beta lysine methyltransferase. Gene Ontology annotation, molecular function: protein-lysine N-methyltransferase activity. Gene Ontology annotation, cellular component: mitochondrial matrix. The coding region runs from base 41 to 820 and encodes 259 amino acids. The record is from RefSeq and is a predicted model, not a curated record. The transcript is spliced from 4 exons. NCBI's taxonomy places the organism in Eukaryota, Metazoa, Chordata, Actinopteri, Carangiformes, Carangidae. Gene Ontology annotation, biological process: peptidyl-lysine trimethylation.